AUGGCGUUCUUGAAUGCUCACCAGCUGGCCUUCAUAUUUGGUCUCUUAGGCAACAUCGUGUCCUUUUUGGUGUUCUUGGCACCAAUACCGACAUUUUACACAAUCUACAAGAAGAAGUCGUCGGAUGGGUAUCAGUCGAUACCCUAUGUGGUGGCACUUUCGAGUGCAUCACUGCUCUUGUACUAUGGAGUCCUCAAGACUAAUGCCACCAUGAUCAUCAGCAUCAAUGCCAUUGGCAUCGUCAUUGAAUCCGCCUAUCUUCUUCUCUUCUUGAUCUAUGCCUCCACCAAAGAGAAGAUGUACACAGCGAAGUUGCUGCUGGUGUUCAAUGUAGGAGGUUUCGGAGUGAUGAUGGCACUGACCAUCUUUCUUCUCAAGGGUCGGCAGCGCAUCAACGCCGUUGGAUGGAUCUGCGCGGCCUUCAAUCUGGCUGUGUUCGCCUCGCCUUUGAGCAUCAUGAGGAGGGUGAUAAAGACCAAAAGUGUGGAGUUCAUGCCAUUCUUUCUGUCCUUCUUCCUGACCCUCUGUGCCAGCACCUGGUUCUUCUAUGGACUCUUCGUCAAGGACAUGUUCAUUGCUCUACCAAAUACACUGGGAUUCUUGUUUGGCAUCACUCAAAUGAUCCUCUACGUGAUAUACAAAGAUGGCAACAAGAAAAUGGCAGAGACAAAUGAGAGCAACGAUCAACAAGAAGUGUCUCUAGACAUGAAGAUGCUGACUUCCAUCCAUAGUGCGAAGCAGUCCACAACUUCACAGCACCAACCACAAGUCACAGAAAUGGAUGUCUUUCCCACUGGCCAACCAAUUGAAUCAAACAACAACGUUUGAUGAAUCCAUAUCUCUCUAACAAGCCAUAAACAAGCAAAUAAUCACCCAGACAGUUGGGGUCUUAAAAACUAUGGAGUGUGACUUUCUUUUGCAUUUUAUUUGUCUUUAUUGCACUAAGGGAGUUACUGUUACUUUGUACGAGA
Syzygium oleosum is the source of this 971-nucleotide messenger RNA. Its product is annotated as bidirectional sugar transporter SWEET9-like. Gene Ontology annotation, molecular function: sugar transmembrane transporter activity. Gene Ontology annotation, cellular component: membrane. The coding region runs from base 1 to 828 and encodes 275 amino acids. Gene Ontology annotation, biological process: carbohydrate transport. The record is from RefSeq and is a predicted model, not a curated record. The transcript has 6 exons. NCBI's taxonomy places the organism in Eukaryota, Viridiplantae, Streptophyta, Magnoliopsida, Myrtales, Myrtaceae.